AUGAGUCCAGAGUUGCCGCAUUUGAUAUGUGCAUGGGGCUCACAUGCUGCCCAAGCUAGAUACCUUGUUCCAGCUGACUUGACUGUUGGGCAGUUUGUUUAUGUUGUGCGGAAAAGGAUCAAGCUCAGUGCUGAGAAGGCUAUAUUCGUCUUUGUGAAGAACACUCUACCUCCAACUGCUUCCCUGAUAUCUGCAAUUUAUAAGGAAAACAAGGAUGAAGAUGGUUUUCUUUACAUGACUUCCAGUGGAGAAAACACUUUUGGAUCCCUCUAAGAGCCUGGAGCCUAGAUACCACUUUGUGUAAAUAAAGCUUGGAAAGUGUAAAUUCUCAGCGGUCUCUCUCAAGCAGAUACCUUACCUACUUACCUAUUGUAGUUUAGCUUGUUCUUGAUUUGGAUUAAUCAAUGCUGGAAGUGGGUUUGAGUACAUAUAGUAUCUUUACC
Messenger RNA from Carya illinoinensis, 443 nucleotides. RefSeq names its product autophagy-related protein 8A-like. Lineage: Eukaryota; Viridiplantae; Streptophyta; Magnoliopsida; Fagales; Juglandaceae. The transcript has 3 exons. Bases 1 to 273 code for a protein of 90 amino acids. Gene Ontology annotation, biological process: cellular response to nitrogen starvation. The record is from RefSeq and is a predicted model, not a curated record.